Molecule: messenger RNA, 852 nt
Organism: Olea europaea var. sylvestris
Lineage: Eukaryota; Viridiplantae; Streptophyta; Magnoliopsida; Lamiales; Oleaceae
Exons: 2
Coding region: 1-852 (283 amino acids)
Source: RefSeq, a predicted model, not a curated record
AUGGAAGAAACUCUGACCCCAAGAAAGGACGUUUCACCUUUACUAAGUCCGGACAAUAAGAGACCGCGUGAACCCAAUCAACGAGACGACAAUUGUCGGGUCAAGCCAAGACAAAACCCCCGACCGAAAACCUUUACUCCCUUGAAUACAUCAAGGUCCAACAUCCUGAUGGAGAUCAAGGACCUCAAAGAGCUUAAGUGGCCUCCUAGAAUGCGAUCAUUACCUGAAGACAGAGACAAAACCAAGUACUGUGAUUUCCACCGGGACCACGGACAUACCACUGAGGGUUGUUUGGCUCUAAAGCAACAAAUUGAGGCCCUCAUCAGGAGGGGUUUUUUCGGCUCUUACACUUGCCAUGAAAAAUGCCCGAGGAAAAAGCAGAAUAACAUACAGGAAGGGCGUAGUUGUGAACCGCCAACGGCAAGCAUUAUUAACGUUAUUAUCGGAGGAACAGCUUCAGGAGGAGACACCAACAGUGGACGUAAGAAGUAUGCUAAACAACUUCCAGUCUCUUCCAACACGGAUUUUACUCAUACGGAAGAUAUCACCUUCGGGUCCAAGGAUUUGGAAGGAAUAUCCUUCCCCCAUGAUGACGCCCUAGUCAUAUCAGCUAUCAUAGCUAACUUCGAGGUCAAGAGAAUUCUUGUGGAUAACGGAAGUGCAGCUAAUAUACUGUCUCAUGAAGCUAUAGUUCAGAUGGGUAUCUCAAUGGAACAACUCAAGCCUAUUAAAACACCCCUCCAAGGAUUUGGUGGCGGGGUCAUCACCCCUGAAGGUAUUGUUGGUUUCCCACAUAUAGUAGAGUUGGAGUCGUCCGAGGAAGCUAAACCAUGGCACGCCAAUGCUAUGUGA